CAUAUAGGAAAUGACCCAACUAGCAAGACUCGUUGCGCCCAUAACUAGGUCGAGCCGGCCCAUGACCCAAAUCCUUAAUAGCUUUCGUUUAUCACCGCUCCGAUUAAGGAAUUUUAGGGACAACCUUAAAAGUUUGGUUUACGGCUGUCCCCAACGUGACCUGGUGGUCACGGGUUUGAGCUGUGAAAACAGCUAGAUCUUAGCUUAGCGGGCGUAAGAUUGUGCACAUUCAAUUCUUCUCCAGAUCGUGUAAUAGCGGGAGUCUUGUGCACUAGGUAAUCGCUUCUUUUUACAGUUCGUGAAUCACAAGAUAAUUCCAAUUUAAUUAACGAGGUUUUUUUUCCCAGUAUUCUUAGUAUUUAUGUUUCUAAUUGUGGGAUUGACUUAAGUUUCCUUUGGGUAAUUUGAAAUUGCCUUAUUGUAAAGCUUGAUUGGCAAGUAAUCCUCUUGAUUUAGUUAUUCCUAGUAUGUUAAGCGAUUUUUUUUUUCGCGUUUAUACAUUAUGGUAACUAGAUCUUAAUAUAUAUAUAUAUAGGAGUAUAAUUAAUCCGUAUUUAUCCUGGCUACAUGAUUUCCACAAUAUUCCUCAUUUACCAUCUUCUUGUUUUUAUAGUAAUAAAGUUAAUUCUUGUAUGGGUGCCCUGGCCUAUAUAUAUAAGAGAGUGCCUUUGUUGCACCUAAAUGAUAAAGAAACAGAGCAAUUGAGAAAAAGAAACCGAUUGAGAAAAAGAUCAUGGCUUUUGCUCUUCGUCUUUCCUUCUUCUUACUUGUAUUCUGUUUGAGUACCUCAGGGGUACUAACAGUAGGUCUGGUCGAUGGUGUAUGUGCAAAAACUAGUAAUCCUAGUUUUUGUGGGUCAGUUUUGCUGUCUGAUGGUCGAUCUGCCACAGCAGAUCUUACCGGACUUGGAAACGUCGCGGUUGACCUAGCGUAUGCAAACACCAAAGCCACCUUUGCCAAGAUCAAUAGGCUAAAGGGGCAAACCAAGGAUGUUGAGCUCAAGAAACGUCUCGAUUCUUGCUUAACACACUAUACCACAGUGAUUGCCAAAUAUUGUGUUUAUGCAGGCAGGUCCUUGGAUGUUCGUGAUUACAGAGGCAUGUACGUUGCAGGAGAUUUAUUAACGAUCGAUGCCUUUAAGUGUGAUCGUGCAAUAUUCUCAUCCCCGCCGUCUUACCCAUGCCCAGUCGCAUUCGAGGAUACAAAAACAUCACUUAUUGGGGAUAUAAUUAGGACUAUUGCUCAUAUUCUUGAAACAAAGUGAUGUAUUUCAUGUUCUCAAGUAUCUAUUGAAAAUUGAAAAAAGGUCAUGGUACUAUAAGAUGCUGGCAAAUUUCUUGCAUAUAUAAGGUCUAAUCAUUUUCAUC
Molecule: messenger RNA, 1367 nt
Organism: Rhododendron vialii
Lineage: Eukaryota; Viridiplantae; Streptophyta; Magnoliopsida; Ericales; Ericaceae
Product: pectinesterase inhibitor-like
Exons: 1
Coding region: 734-1264 (176 amino acids)
Biological process (GO): negative regulation of catalytic activity
Molecular function (GO): pectinesterase inhibitor activity
Source: RefSeq, a predicted model, not a curated record